Sinocyclocheilus rhinocerous is the source of this 6607-nucleotide messenger RNA. Its product is annotated as thyroid receptor-interacting protein 11-like. The record is from RefSeq and is a predicted model, not a curated record. The transcript is spliced from 21 exons. Gene Ontology annotation, cellular component: Golgi apparatus. Gene Ontology annotation, biological process: Golgi organization; endoplasmic reticulum to Golgi vesicle-mediated transport. NCBI's taxonomy places the organism in Eukaryota, Metazoa, Chordata, Actinopteri, Cypriniformes, Cyprinidae. Gene Ontology annotation, molecular function: small GTPase binding. Bases 379 to 6000 code for a protein of 1873 amino acids.
CAUAAUGCAUUUGUGCUGUCCACGUCCCCGCUGACGGAUAAUCAGUCCGGCUGUGAUGGCCGCGGUCGAGCUGGCGCUUCAUCCGCGUGAAAAACACAGCGACCCAAAUCAAACCCCUACCAGAAACCUGCCCGUCCAUAUGUGGAUAUAACUCGGCGACCAGUUCUUCGUGAUUCCUGUGGAUUUAACACGUAUAACCCGGCGUUUUGUCUUUGUUUAUGUCAUGGAGUUGGACCAUCUGGAAUGUAAAUAACGCUAGUUAUACUUAGCUUGAGUACAUGAAGCCCUCGUUCGCACGGAUCUGUGCUGUCAAUGCAUUGUCUGUGUAUCUGAAAGGCCCGUGUCGUUGAUUAAUGGUUAGAUCCGGCUCGGCUCAUCAUGUCGUCCUGGCUGGGAGGGUUAGGCUCUGGCCUGGGUCAGAGUUUGGGUCAGGUCGGGGGAAGCUUGUCUUCUUUUACCGGCCAGAUCUCUAAUUUUACCAAAGAUAUUCUACUGGAAAGCGCCGAGGAAGUGGGAGAUGCUGCCUCUGAGCUGCAGGUGUCCAACUCUAGAUUGCAGGAACUGGAGACUUUAUAUGCAACACAAAAAUCUGAGUAUGAGCGCUUGCGGAGAAUAAACUCUGAGUUGGAGGAGAAGCUAGAGGCGGCAGAGAUUCAGGUCAAACAGCAGUCUGUGGAAUACAGAACCUUCCUGCAACUGAAAGAGGUGGAGAUCAGUCACCUCAAGGCCCGUCAGAGUGGUCUGCAGGAGGAGGUUCAGAAACUCCAACAUUCCGCUCAGGCUGCAGCCAGCUCAUCCUCCUCUGAUGCUGCUGUACUUCCUGUUACCACUGCUGCCACUACUACUACUUCGUCUUCCUUUCUGCACCGGUCUUCAGCUGUCCAUCAAGGCUUCCAUGGCGAUGAGGUGGACCUCAGUGAUGUCCUGUGGUCACAGCAGGAGAUUAACCGUCUUUCCAGUGAGGUGCAUCGUCUAGAAGCUGAUGUAGCUCACUGGAGGAGAGUUGCUCAGGCAUCCAAGCUACCAGGAGUUGUUGGUAACGGAGACCAGGGUGAAGUUGUGAAAAUGCAAAGAAUGAUCAAGGAGCUGAGAGAGGAAAUGGCACAGGAGGUGGAUGAGCACCAGCAUGAACUGACAGCAUUGCAGGAUGCCCAGAGGCUGAAAAUGGCUGAAAUCUCAAAACGGCACAGAGAGGAGCUGGCAGAGUAUGAGGAGAGAAUUGAGGAGCUUGAGGAGCAGCUUCAAAAUGAAGGUGGAAAUGUUGCCCAAAAAUCAACCACAGUACAGGACUCUGCCAAACUUCAAGAAUUGCAAUCGACUAUACAGUCUUUACAGGAGGAGGCUGAGCUUCAGCGCAAACAGCACAGAGAUCUAUUGGCCAGCUUGGAGGAGGCAGAGCAUCAGAAGACCAAGCUAGAGAGGGAAAAGGAGGAGGCUACAGCAGAAAAUACAGAAUUGUUGCAGAAUUACAGUCGCCUUCAGAAGUCUGUAAACGAACUCCAGGCUCGUGUACAGGAACAGGAGGGGAAGUCUAUGCUGAAAGCCCAGCAUGACAAUGAGAUACAAACCCUGAAAAAAGCUCUGGCAGGUGCAGAGAAAGAGAUGGCUAGAUUGAAGACUCUCAGUGAGAGGAGUCCUACAGAAGAGGUAGAACAUGCUGACAUUCUGGAGCUCAACACCAUCAUUGAUACCCUCAGGAAAGAGAAGGAAGAGGUGGAGAGAGAAAAGCUUGCAUUAGUUGAGAGACUGACUCUGGCCAAGGAGAGACACAAGGGUUUAGAGUCAGAAAGUGCUGUGGAACUGUCACAGGAAGUUUCAGACCUAAAGAGCCAGCUACAUCAACGGGAGCAAGCACUAAAGCAAGCACAUCUUGAUAUAGAAACACUCAGUACUGAACUGGAAGAACUGGACAGGCAGAACCAGAAAGCCACACAGCAUCUUAUUGCAGUAAAGGAACAGCUGUCCUUGCAGAAAACCCAGGCUGAUGCAGAAAAAGCCCAUCUUCAGUCAGAUCUCAACUCCUCUCUUGACCAGAGACGGACUCUUCAACUGGAACAGGAAGCUCAGGGGGAGAAGCUAAGUCAAAGUGCCUUCUCCUUGAAUGAACUGCACAUGGCAAAGCAGCAACUGGAAACCAUGGUAAAGGAGUUGAGGGAAAAGUUGUGCAAGUCACAGGAUCUGGGCAAAGAGCUGCGGCAGGAGUCCUCUGAACUCAAGAGGGCGCUUCAGGAGAGAGAAUCAGAACUUACUGCACUUUGUGAGAAGUUAACUCAUUCUGGGGAGCAAGGGAAUGAGUUAGAGGAACACAGGAAGGUACUUGAGACAAGGGAUAAAGAGAUCCAGGACUUGAGAACAGAGUUAGCAGAAGUAAAGGCCUCCUACGAGAGGGCCAUUUCAGAGGACUUUGAAUUGAAAAUUGAAAAUAGGAAGUUAAAAGAAGAGUGCACUCAGGCUUUGGAGAAGAUUGACAGUUUGGAAAGGCAGAUCCAAGAUGGUCAAGCCUCUCUAAGCAGGAUGUCCCUGGAGAAAGAUACCCGCAUUGAAGCCUUGAAAUUAGAGAAGAGCCAGUUAGAAUCUGAGCUAAGUAGGACUGAGAAGCAACUAUCAGAUCAGGCCAAACAGUAUCAACAAACCAUCGACGAACUGACCAGAGCACGCUCUAUGGGUGCUUCUGCACUGCAGACAGAACACGAGCGAAUGGUGAAACUGAAUCAGGAAAAAGAUUUCUCAAUUGCAGAGCUCAGGCGUGAGAUGGAGCAGAUGGUCUCUGACCACAAAGACACCAGUGAGAUGCUGGACAUCACUGUGGCAGGCCAAAAUCAACUCACAGAGCUUCUGCAGGAAAAGGACGCAUUUGCCGAAACCCUAAAAGCUCAAGCUGCAGAAACACAACAGGAAUUAGAGCGCACGUUCUUGGGAGCAACUCAAGAAUGUGACUCUCUGAGAAGGUCAGUGGAGGAGAAGGACAAACAACUUGGAGCCAUGAAGGAAGAAAACAGCCAUCUAAAAGAAGAGAUUGACCGUCUGAGGGACCAGCAAAGCAGACCGCAGUUAUUGUCAGAGCCGCGGACACUGGACAUCAUCACAGAGCUUGAGACCGAGGUGACCCAGCUCAAAGCUGCCAGAGAUCAACUCGAAAAAGAGGUCCAAUCUUUGAGGAAGGUAUCAGAGGAGCAGCAGGCCACAGCGCUGCAGUCGCAGCGUUCUCUGCAGGUGCUACAGAGUGAACUAGAGCAAGCACGGACAAGACAUGAGCAAAGCUCACUCAACUACGAAAGACUCAUCAGUGCUAAAGAUGAGGAGAUUGUCCAGCUUCAGUCAGAAGUGGAAGGCCUGAGCACACAAGGACAGAGUCAAAUACAGUCCGUAGAAAUCCUACAGGAAGACAAGACCCAGUCACUGAAUGGCGAAAACGGUAAUGAGAAACAUGACCUUUCAAAGGUUGAGAUUGAGAAACUUGUGAAAGGAAUCAAGGAGAAAGAGACUGAGAUUAACCAGCUAAAUGAGAAGAACCUGUCUCUAACCAAGCAGCUUGACCAACUUGUGGUCUCUCAGAAUGAGCUAGGAAAACUCUCGCAGAUGGUUCUUCAAAAAGAUCUAGAAAUCCAGGCGCUCCAUGCUCGUGUGGCUGGUGGCCAUGGUCAAGAUGUGGUGUUCCUGCAGCAGCAGUUGCAGGCGUAUGCGGUGGAACGUGAACAGGUGUUGGCCGUGCUCAAUGAGAAAACGAGAGAAAACAGCCAGCUGCGCUUAGACUACCAUCGCAUUAUGGACAUUGUUGCAGCCAAGGAAGCCGCCUUGUUGAAGCUUCAGCAAGAAAACCAGCGGCUCUCCACUAUGAGCGACCCUUCAGGCAGUCAAGAGAUGUUUCGAGAGACCAUUCAGAACCUUUCCCGCAUCAUUCGUGAGAAGGAUAUUGAGAUUGACGCCUUGACUCAGAAAUGUCAGACCCUGGUCUCUGUCCUCCAGGCAUCUGGUGGCAGCGAUUCUGUUAGUGGUGGCUCAGGGGGAGUUAGCAGCAACCAGUUUGAGGAGCUCCUACAAGAACGUGACAGUCUCAAACAGCAAGUGAAGAAGAUGGAGGAGUGGAAGCAGCAGGUGAUCACGACUGUGAGGAACAUGCAGCAUGAAUCUGCUCAGCUACAAGAGGAGCUGCUCAAGCUGCAGGGGCAGGUUUCUGCAGAUAGUGACUGCAGCUCAAAGCUCUCGGUGGAUUACACCAGACUUAUUCAGAGCUAUGAGCAGAAAGAGAAAAGGCUGGGAUUUUUGAGUCAAGAGCUGGCACAGGUGCAGCAGACCAUCAGCCAGCUGAGCAGUACCAAAGAUGUCCUGCUUGGGAAGCUUGGCAGUGUCAAGCACUCUCCAGAAGCUUCUGCUACCCAGGCUUUUGCCCCUCCAAACCUGAAGGAGGCAGCACGACCUGGCCAAGAUGAGAGCCUACAUCAAGAGUUGCAGUCAAUGCAGAGAAUUUUAGCAGAGAAGGAGAGCAUGAUAAGAAUUCUGCAGGAAAACAAUCAUCGCUUGUCAAAUUCUGCAUCUCUGUCUGAAAGUGAGCAGAGAAGCCAUGCAGAGGAGCUCAAGCAGGCCAGAGAGAAGCAAGAAUCGCUACAGCGCUCCCUCAGAGAGAAAGAUCUGCUCAUUAAGACCAAGGGAGACCAACUCAGUCAGGUGAGUGAAAAUUUACGCAAUCGCGAAAAUGACAAUGAGGUCUUGAAGCAGGCUGUGACAAACCUGAAGGAGCGUGCCCUGAUCCUGGAACUCGAUGUGAAGAAGCUAAAAGAGGAGAAUGAAGCGAUAGCAGCAAAAGCUCGCGAGAAAGAGACAGAGUUCCGUGCACUUCAGGAGACCAACAUGCAGGUGUCACUGCUGCUUCGGGAACGAGAGUUUCAGUUCAGUGCUGUGAAUGAGAAGGCUACUGCCAUUGAGAAGAUGCUAAAAGAUAAAGAGCAGGUUUGUCUUCAGCAGGCUAGCCUUCAGGUCGAGUCUCUUCAGGAGCAGCUGAAUGGUGCCAUCAGACAGAGAGAUGAAGCGCUUAUUCAGCUCCGUGCUGCUCAGGAUCAGGUCAACCAGUAUGCAGUGUCACUCUCUAACCUGCAGAUGGUGCUAGAACAGUUUCAACAAGAAGAAAAGGCCAUGUACUCAGCAGAACUGGAAAAACACAAGAGAGAGAAAGAAGAGUGGAGAACUAAAGCAGAAAAUCUUCAUGAUCAGGCAGCUGCUCUGCAAAUAAACCUGGAUGAAGCAAACGCAGCUCUAGAAUCUGCCUCCCGCCUCACUGACCAGCUGGACCUCAAAGAGGAACAGAUAGAAGAUCUGAAGAAACAAGUGGAUGUGAGACAGGAGAUGUUGGAAGAGGCUCAGAGAAAACUGAUGAACCUCCUGAACAGCACCGAAGGCAAAGUGGACAAGGUUCUGAUGAAGAAUCUUUACCUGGGCUAUUUUCAUACCCCCCGAAACAAGCGUUCUGAGGUGAUGAGGCUUAUGGGUAAUGUGCUUGGGUUGGACCGAGAUGAGGUGGCCGAGUUGUUACAGGAAGAGGGCAAGAGUGGGAUGACGGGAUGGGUCUCGGGUUGGCUGGGAGGCAGAGCUGUUCAGAGUAUACCCAACACUCCCCAAAGGCCUACACAGAACCUCAAUUCGUCCUUCUCUGAGAUGUUUGUGAAGUUCCUGGAGGUGGAGUCUACUCCUGCACUUCCUGCCCCUAAAUUGCCCGUUUAUGAUAUCAAGCUUCUGAGUGCGCCCCCACCUGGCCGGAGUACAGCAAGCACACCUGCAUCAGGUGUUUUAGGCCCAGGUAAGCGCACUGGGGAUUCAAACCCCUUCCUGGCACCCCGGUCUGCAGCCGUACCCCUCCUCAAUCCCGCAGGUGCAGGCAGCACUGCAGGUUCUGGGGGCCACCUGCUUAUGAAGCCCAUCUCAGACGCCCUGCCCACCUUUACACCUGUACCUGUGUCGGCUGAGGCCAGCGGUGGAGCUGUGCUGAAAGAUUUGCUCAAGCAGUGACAUCAGCCACCUGUACUGCUACUCAAAGCACUUUAGCUUAUCAGGACUCUACGUUCCAGCAGAUGGAAACAGAAAACCGGGCCAUGUCAUGAAUUCAAAUAUUUACUAAAACGGCUGAUUGCCAUUGGAAUAAAAAAAAGAUAAAAGCAUCUAAGGGCUGCCUGUGCUUGUUAAAUUUGACUAAACUGAGGCCUAAAUUUGACAGAAUCGAAUUCUGUUUGCAAACUGGGGAAGAUUACAUUAUCGAAUAUUCUUGUGACCUUCUCCCAACAUUCAUUUAAUGUUGUGCAAACAUUCAGCUUGUCAUUUUUAGACAAAGAGAGGUGUUUAAUGUUUUUCUAGUGUGUUGAGAGACUGUCUGAUGCUGUCUGGCAUCCACUGCACAAAAGGAUUUAUUAAGCCUUUUCCACUUCUGCAAAAACGCUACAGAUAGUCUUUCAAAAUCCUCCUGUUUUGAGUGCUAUGAAUGGUUGACCGUAUGGUAUGGCAGGUACAAUAGCAGUUAAUCAAGAAGUGACAUUUGAUCUUGGAUUUAGACUGCAGCUCAUGCUCCCAUGCAAUACAAGUGUGCAGUUAUGUUAUUUAUUUGUACAUCAAUCAUAUUUUU